Messenger RNA from Rotaria sp. Silwood1, 369 nucleotides. Lineage: Eukaryota; Metazoa; Rotifera; Eurotatoria; Philodinida; Philodinidae. The record is from the annotation of a GenBank genome assembly.
AUGACAAUAACUAAAAGUGAUGAAGUACUUCGGCAAUGUCUUCAAUCGUUAGUUAUUUUUCAUAUAAAAGAACGAUCUAAUCGAUUGAAACAUGAUUUUCAAUCUCAUAUGGAACGUUUUCUAUUUAUUCGUUCACUUCUGACGAAUGAUGAAAUGCAAAAUAUCGACAAAGAAUUAAAUAAAUCAUUCAACAAUUUACAAAAAUGUCCCAAAUCUAUCAAGAACAUGGAACAAAUUGUAUCACUUAUUUUAACAAAAGGUGCUCGUUUUAAAUGUGAUGAUAUCGAAUCCUGUGAAUUUAAUCUUGCUAAAGCAAUUAAUCAAUUGUUACUUGCAAAGCUUAACAUAGCUCAAUAUUCUAGUCAGUAG